CAUUAAACUUUAUUUUUUUUAACACAGCAAGAAAGUACUGGGAAGAAGCUGGAGUGAGUCACAAGAUCCAGCUACACAUCGCUGCUGCUGCUGACACACUCCAGAGAUUCAUAGAUGAGGGUCAGGCUGGCACCUUUGACUACGUCUUCAUCGAUGCUGACAAAGUCAACUACGACCGCUAUUUUGAGCAGUGCCUCGUGCUGGUGCGCUCGGGAGGUAUCGUAUCCUUCGACAACACACUGAGGUCUGGUAAAGUGCUUGAUCCUGAGGACCAGACGCAUGACACUCUGGCAAUCAGGAAUCUCAAUGUGAAACUCAGAGAUGACAACCGCAUCAACAUCUCCUUCCUCAACAUUGGCGAUGGCUUCACCUUGUGCUUUAAAAAGUAAGGCCUGCAGUCACCAACAGUCUGAUUGUGCAGAAACCAGGAAGGUACAUCUGACCUCAACCCUUCUCUGUGUUGAACACUCCUCACAGCUUUAGUGUUUCAUGAAAUUCUGUACAGUCCAUAACAUGUGAUGACACCAUGAGCUACACAAAUGAUUAUAUCAUUAAUGUAUUGUUAUAUCAAAUCCUUACUAGUAGCCUUCAGGUCUUUUGACCAUUUCAAACCUGAAUAAUAGGAUAGUUUCUAGUUUGGAAACUGUCAUAAGAUCCAUAUCAAGUAAAUAUCUAGAUAAUGAGGUGAUGAGGAAGGGAAAAAAAUUUUUUAUUAACACAUCAGCCAUGUCCACCUAGGCAGGGUGACCCUAAAAACAAGAAACACUUUCAUCGUCAUUCACUCCAUCACUGUCUUGCCAGAGGUGUGCCUACACUACAGUUAAAAGACUGCAAUAUAUCUCCACACCUCCUGGGUAUAUACACUGUAAACAAACCAUACCACAGUUGGGGUUUGAACCCACAGUCAUAGAGUCUCAAAACUCCAGACCGUCACGUUAGCCACUGGGCUAGCUAGCUUCAUAAGAUUCAUCCAACUAGGUGUAUUUCUAUACCAUAGGAAGGUUAGCAUAGGCACCACUGU
Cherax quadricarinatus is the source of this 1021-nucleotide messenger RNA. The record is from RefSeq and is a predicted model, not a curated record. NCBI's taxonomy places the organism in Eukaryota, Metazoa, Arthropoda, Malacostraca, Decapoda, Parastacidae.